UGCAAAGUGAGAGACAGCGAAACCUCGGCAGCCUGGAGCCUGUUGGGUUAUCAUGGCGAUAAGAGGCACGUCUUCCCCCUGAGUCUCCGUGGCAACAAACGCUUUGCUUUCCCGCUACAUGAAAACACACGCUGAGCCCCGAGCAGCGCGGAGACCUGCCGGACUUUCAGCCCAGAUUGGAGGAAGGACAUAGCGAGUGACCGUCAUGGCAGCGUCGGAGGAGCUGUACACAAAGUGUGCUCGGGUUUGGAUACCUGAUGUAGAGGAGGUGUGGAAGUCUGCUGAGCUCACCAAGGACUACAAAAGUGGAGAUGUCUCCCUGCAGCUCAUGCUGGAAGAUGGAAGGAACAUUGAGCACAAGCUGGACCCUAAGACAAAAAACCUGCCUUACCUGCGAAAUCCUGACAUUUUGGUGGGCGAGAAUGACCUCACAGCGCUCAGCUACCUCCACGAGCCAGCAGUGCUGCACAACCUCAAAGUCCGCUUCAUCGACUCGAAGCUUAUCUACACUUACUGCGGAAUCGUGCUUGUGGCCAUUAACCCGUACGAGACGCUGCCCAUCUAUGGAACAGAUAUCAUCAACGCCUACAGCGGUCAGAACAUGGGCGACAUGGACCCACAUAUCUUCGCUGUAGCAGAGGAAGCUUACAAGCAGAUGGCCAGGGAUGAGAGGAACCAGUCGAUUAUUGUAAGCGGGGAGUCUGGUGCAGGAAAGACGGUGUCAGCCAAAUACGCCAUGAGAUACUUUGCUACGGUCAGCGGCUCAGCCAGUGAGGCCAAUGUGGAGGAGAAAGUCUUGGCUUCCAACCCCAUCAUGGAGGCCAUCGGAAAUGCAAAGACCACCAGAAAUGACAACAGCAGUCGCUUUGGGAAAUACAUCGAGAUCGGCUUUGACAACCGUUACCGUAUCAUCGGUGCCAACAUGAGAACAUAUCUGCUGGAGAAAUCGCGAGUGGUAUUUCAGGCGGACGAGGAGAGAAAUUAUCAUAUCUUCUAUCAGCUUUGUGCAUCUGCACAUCUGCCUGAGUUCAAGGCUCUGAAGCUAAGCAGUGCAAAUGACUUCCUGUACACGAGGCAGGGCCGCAGCCCCGUUAUCGACGGAGUGGAUGACACCAAGGAGCUUUGCACCACACGCAAUGCUUUUUCCUUGCUGGGUAUUAAUGAGUCCUAUCAGAUGGGUUUGUUCCAGGUUUUGGCUGCCAUUCUUCAUCUGGGAAAUGUGGAGAUUAAGGACAGAGAUGCAGACAGCAGCGUUAUUCCUCCCAACAACCGUCACCUGAUGGCGUUUUGCGAGCUGGUGGGCGUGACCUACCAGGAUAUGUCCCAGUGGCUGUGCCACAGGAAGCUGAAGACGGCCACAGAGACGUAUAUCAAGCCCCUCCCUCGUCUGCAGGCCACGAAUGCCCGUGAUGCCCUGUCCAAACAUAUCUACGCCAAGCUCUUCAACUGGAUUGUGGAGCACGUCAACAAGGCUCUGGUGACAAAUGUUAAACAGCACUCCUUCAUCGGAGUCCUCGACAUCUACGGGUUUGAGACAUUUGAAAUCAACAGCUUUGAGCAGUUCUGUAUCAACUACGCUAAUGAGAAGCUGCAGCAACAGUUCAACAUGCAUGUGUUCAAACUGGAGCAGGAGGAGUACAUGAAGGAGCAGAUCCCCUGGACUCUGAUCGACUUCUAUGACAAUCAGCCGUGCAUCAACCUCAUAGAAGCUAAGAUGGGCAUCCUGGACCUGUUGGACGAGGAGUGCAGGAUGCCUAAAGGUUCGGAUGACUCAUGGGCUCAAAAGCUGUACAACACCCACCUAAAGACUUGUUCCCUGUUUGAGAAGCCUCGCAUGUCCAACCGCGCCUUCAUCAUCCAGCAUUUUGCAGACAAGGUGGAGUACCAGUGUGACGGCUUCCUGGAAAAGAACAAGGACACGGUGAAUGAAGAGCAAAUCAAUGUGAUGAAAGCCAGCAAGAAGUUUAACCUGCUGGUGGAGCUGUUCCAGGACGAGGAAAAGGCAACCAGCCCCACUGGUCAGGUCCAGGGAACCGGGGGCCGCACCCGUCUCAGCAUCAAACCCGACAAGAGCCGGGACACGAGCAGCAAAGAGCACAAGAAGACUGUCGGCUGUCAGUUUCGUAACUCUCUACAAAAGCUGAUGGACACUUUGAACGCGACCACUCCUCACUACGUACGCUGUAUCAAACCCAAUGACUUCAAGUUGGCCUUCUCGUUUGAUCCCAAACGUGCGGUGCAGCAGCUCAGAGCCUGCGGCGUCCUGGAAACCAUCCGGAUCUCUGCUGCAGGUUUCCCAUCGAGAUGGACGUAUCAGGAGUUCUUCAGCCGUUACCGAGUGCUGAUGAAGCAGAAGGACGUCCUCGCUGACAAAAAGUUGACCUGCAAGAACGUUCUGGAAAAAUUAGUGCAGGAUCAGGAUAAAUAUCAGUUUGGCAAGACUAAGAUCUUCUUCAGAGCCGGUCAGGUGGCUUACUUGGAGAAACUGAGGGCAGACAAGCUGCGUGCCGCCUGUAUCCGCAUCCAAAAAACCAUCCGCUGCUGGUUGGCACGCAAGAAGUACCUGCGCAAGCGCAGUGCUGCCAUUACCAUACAAAGGUUCACCAGAGGAUACCAGGCCCGCUGCCUGGCCAAGUUCUUGCGCCGCACUCAGGCAGCCACUAUCAUCCAGAAGUACCAGAGGAUGUACGUGGAGAGGAAACGCUACAAGCAGAAGCAGGCAGCCGCUCUGGCCAUGCAAACCAUCCUCAGAGCUUACAUGGCCCGGCAGAAGUAUCAGGCGCUGUUGCGGGAGCAUAAGGCGGUAAUCAUUCAGAAGCACAUUCGUGGCUGGUUGGCCCGGUGCUGGUACAAGCGCUGCCUGGAAGCCAUCGUCUACCUGCAGUGCUGCAUCCGCAGGAUGAGGGCCAAGCGUGAGCUGAAGAAGCUGAAGAUUGAGGCUCGCUCAGUCGAACACUUUAAGAAGCUCAACAAAGGCAUGGAGAACAAAAUCAUGCAGCUGCAGAGGAAGAUCGACGAGCAGAGCAAGGAAAACCGGUUGGUCAACGAGAGGCUAGUCGGCCUGGAGAGUUCCUACACAGUGGAGAGCGAGCGAAUGCGCGGCGAGCUGAACCGGUUGCGCGGGGUGGAGGAGGAUGCCAAGAACAAAGCCAACCAGGUGUCCUCUCUGCUGGAGGAGUUGGAGAGGCUGAAGAAGGAGCUGAGUGCCACGCAGCAGGAGAAGAAGACCAUCGAGGACUGGGCACAAAGUUACAGGGACGAAAUGGAGAAAAUGGUGGCAGAGCUGAAGCAUCAGAACGGGCUGCUGAAGAAAGAGAAGGACGACUUGAAUCGGUUGAUUCAGGAACAGAGUCAGCAGAUGACAGAGAAAAUGACUCGUGCGAUAGCAGAGGAGACUCAACAGCUGGAGACCGACCUGAACGAGGAGCGUUCUCGCUACCAGAAUCUCCUGAGCGAACACCUUCGCCUCGAGGAGAAAUACGACGACCUCAAGGAGGAGAUGGCUCUUUCUUCGAACGUCUCGAAGCCUGGCCACAGGAGAACAGAUUCUACCCACAGCAGCAACGAAUCAGAGUACACGUACAACUCCGAGUACGCCGAGUUGGAAGAUGGUACCCGUGGCCGCGAAGAUGUGACACGAGGAAUCGACACCUCGCUAACUCUCAAGCUGCAGAAACGUGUCACAGAGCUGGAGCAAGACAAGCAGUUGCUGCGCAACGAACUGGAAAACAGAGAGGAGCAGCUGCAGCGGGCUAGUGCCAUGGCUCGUGGGGCUGAGCUGGAGUACGAGUCCCUGAAGCGUCAGGAGCUCGAGUCAGAGAACAAGAAGCUGAAACAUGACCUGGAGGAGAUGAGGAAAAGUCUGCUCGGUAACGCUGCUACGGGCGCCGGUGCUCCGGGCUCGCCAGCUUACAAGGUGCUCCUGGAACAGCUCAACGCCUCCUGUGAGGAACUGGAGGUCCGCAAGGAGGAGGUGCUAAUCCUGCGCUCCCAGCUGGUCAGUCAGAAGGAGGCCAUGCACCACAAGGAUGAGAAGGAGACCAUGACGGAGCCUUCAGUGUAUAAAGAUGACGUGUCCAAACUGAAGGACGACGAAGUCAAGCAAGCUUACGUAGGCCUCAAAGACACCAACAGAUCUGCUGCUCCAGACUUACGUAAGCUGAAUGAGGACGGAGAGCUGUGGCUGGUUAAUCAGGGCUUGAAGGAGACCAUCAGGCUACUGGAGCACCAGCUGCAGACUCAGCGGAGGACUUAUGAUAAUGAGGUGGAGUCGUUGCGCAGCGAGCUGCAGAACGUCAAGGAGGAGAACAACCGGCAGCAGCAGCUCUUAGCCCAGAAUCUGCAGCUGCCUCCAGAGGCCAGAAUCGAAGCCAGUCUGCAACACGAGAUCACCCGGCUCACCAACGAGAACCUGGAACUCAUGGCAGACGACCCCACGGCAUCCCGAGAGGCUCGAGUCGUCAUUUUACGGCGGAUGGUUGAUCUAAUGGAGCAGCUAGAGAAGCAGGACAGAACAAUCCGAAAGCUCAAGAAGCAGCUGAAAGUUUACUCCAAGAGGAUUGGAGAGAUGGGAGCCGGUCAAACCGAAGGCCAGACAUCUCCGGGACAGAUGGUGGAUGAGCCGAUCCACCCUGUCAACAUUCCUCGCAGGGAGAAAGACUUCCAGGGAAUGCUAGAGUACAAGAAGGAGGAUGAAAUGAAACUGGUUAAGAACCUCAUCCUGGAACUAAAACCUCGUGGUGUAGCAGUGAAUCUGAUCCCAGGUCUGCCAGCCUACAUCCUGUUCAUGUGUCUGAGACAUGCAGACUACGUCAACGAUGACCAGAAGGUCCGCACUCUGCUCACGUCAACCAUCAACAGCAUUAAAAAGAUCUUAAAGAAACGAGGAGAUGAUUUUGAGACCGUCUCUUUCUGGCUGGCCAACACCUGCCGCUUCCUGCACUGUUUGAAACAGUACAGCGGAGACGAACAAUUCAUGAAACACAACACGUCGAGGCAGAACGAGCACUGUCUGUCCAACUUCGACCUCGCAGAGUACAGACAAGUGAUCAGCGACCUGGCCAUCCAGAUCUACCAGCAGCUGAUCAAAUGCAUGGAGAACAUCCUCCAGCCCAUGAUAGUCUCUGGCAUGUUGGAGCACGAGACCAUUCAGGGCGUGUCAGGAGUUAAGCCCACGGGUCUGCGUAAACGGACGUCAAGCAUUGCCGACGAGGGCACCUACACCCUGGACUCCAUCCUGCGUCAGCUCAGCGCCUUCCACUCCACCAUGUGCCAGCACGGCACCGACCCUGAGCUCAUCAAGCAGGUGGUGAAGCAGCAGUUUUACAUCAUCGGCGCUGUCACACUCAACAACCUGCUGCUACGCAAAGACAUGUGCUCCUGGAGCAAAGGCAUGCAGAUCAGGUACAAUGUGAGUCAGCUGGAGGAGUGGCUCAGAGACAAAGGUCUGAUGACCUGCGGAGCCAAAGAGACGCUGGAGCCUCUGAUCCAGGCUGCUCAGCUGCUACAGGUGAAGAAGAAGACUGACGAGGAUGCAGAGGCCAUCUGCUCCAUGUGCCACGCUCUCACCACUGCUCAGAUCGUAAAAGUCCUGAACCUCUACACCCCCGUCAACGAGUUUGAGGAGAGAGUGUCAGUCGCAUUCAUACGAACCAUACAGACUCGCUUGCGGGACCGCUGUGAGAGUCCCCAGCUGUUGAUGGACACGAAGAUGAUCUAUCCCGUCACCUUCCCGUUUAACCCUUCUUGCCUCGCACUGGAAACCAUCCAGAUCCCCAGCUCGCUUAACUUGGCCUUCCUCACCCGUGUCUAAUGCGAGCCCACCAGAGCACUCUGAGUCCUGCGGCGAAUUUGUCUUAGUGGCCACAGUCGGAUUUGCAAGUCACCGUCUCCCCGAAAAAUUUAAAACACCACAAACACUCGCAAAUUUCACUCACGUUAACACGAUUUGAAGUCAUGUUUAAAUAAACGGGUGAAAGGGUUCAGCAGUUUCUCUAGUUUAAACUCAGACAUGCACGCACAUACAUGAAAAAUGCAGACACGUCACAUCUGUAAAGUACUUUCAUCCUCCGAACGUACAGACGCACACUCGCCUUCUCUCUUUCACGAACGCACAGAUACGCACACAUGUGGUUAUUUCCGCUGGUUUAAAUCUGGCCGUAAGCCCUGAGCAUCAUCCGCUGCUUGUACAAAACGCCCGCCUCUUAGAGAAGCCACAGGACCAGAUCAAUGCCUCCAGUACUCGCCAUCGAUCCUUCAUCUGCGUUUCCAGUAAUCGUUAAGAUAGUUGUUGUUGUUGUUGUUGUUAUUGUCUCGAUACACGAGAGCAGGCCCACCAGGUGGAGCUGAAGCCUCAAAACAAGUUAUGAUUUGUCAGUCUAGCAGUCCGCCCUCAUGUUGGGUAAAUUCUGAGCUCCUGUGUGAGGGCAGCUGAAUGAUGAGGUGAAAAAGUCAGCGCUCUCUCCACCCCGUGUUGAGGUGACCACUGAGCAGAUUUCACUUUGUACGUUUUAUUCUCUGAACACGUCAAGCCAAGACAAAAUUCAUCAUCUGUACUAUAUUAUUUAUACAUAAAUAAAUAUCUAUAUAAAUAUGAAUAAUAUAUAUCCUGUAUUUUAUUUAUUGCACUUAUAGCUACAUCCCUUUUUAAGAUUAGAAGCUUCCCCCUUGCAGCGAAUGUGUCCGAAGUGAAGGAUGGGACCACUCUUUCCCACGGCAAACAGCUUCUUAGAGACAGUUUUAGUUGCUUCCUUGGCUAUUAUGUCAAUAUCAGGUAAAUAUGUAGUAUCUUUAAUGAGUGCCGGCACAGAUAAUUAUUUGUUAGGUCGCGUCUUAAACCUUGAGAUAUUUUUUUUGUCAUGUUUAGCCUGCAUGUCUGGCAGAUGAAGUGUAGCACAGGUUUUAUAGGCGAGGACAGAUUGAGAAGGUUUAAGGUUCAAACUCUGCAAAGGGUUUAACCUGCGACAGUCUGCACCGUUUACAGCUGUGACCAAAGCCGAGGGUCACAGGAAACACUGACAUGAACACAUACUGUAUGAGUACCAACCUUACACUCUGCUUACUGUUUUUUUUUCUUGUCUUCUGGCUCAGAGCCAUAAAAAUGUUUUACUGUUGUCAUUGUGUGAUUAUUUACUUUGUUCAGUAUUGUUAUUUUCUUAAGAUAAUCUAAAGCCAUGUAUUACUGAGCAGAAUAGAUGCAAAAGGCUGCAAAAAUCUGUUGAGCUUUACAUUCCCUCUGCUGCAUCCUCUCACAAACACAGCUCUGUUCGACUCCUCUUACAUCUCCUACCCGUCCACCUUCACUCAGCAUGUCCCAACGUGGACUUUUAUUACCAGAAAAACAGAAUGUGUUCAUUUAUUCCUCUUCUCAGUUUCACAGCUGGGUUAAGGGUGACAAAGAAGUUUUGUUUUUUGUCAUUUUGUUGUUGGUGCACAUGUUCUUUCAGCUCAGAUUGUUUGCUUGCAUGCACUGCUACUCCUGCUGCCCCCACUUAAACUGCAUGGGUUUGGCAAAAUCCAAGUGCAUGCUUUUGAUUUUAAAGAAGAGAAACCCAGGCACAGGUGAAGUGUCGGACGAGUGUCUGGUAAUCUGCCCAUGUUGGGAUUGAAGUAGUUUUCACACAUGCAUCUGCUGGAUUUGUGAGAAGAGUUGCAUGAGAUAUUUAAUAUAUUUAACCUGCCAGCUCACGUUAAAAAAAGGAGCUAAAUGGGUAUAUCAUGUCCAACCUCCUACAUUACCCAGGUGGCAUCCUCACCUAAACAAAAUCCCCUUUUCCCACUUACGUGGGCAGCAGUACUGGAACCAGUGCUGAUGUGAAAACAGUUCCGAGAAUAAGCUCACAUUUCAGCAGGUGUGAGAAACCGUUAUUAUGCAGUGUUACCAGCAGAUUUUGGGUCAUUUCCAUGUGAAGAAAUCAGGCCAGUCAUUGGUCAGUUUCUUGUGAUAGCCCCUCCUAUAUUCACUGACAUCACUGGUUGGGGUUGGGCACAAGUGCUUUUUGAGAAAAUGUAUAAAACCAGUUUAGACUGGGCACAGUGGAAAAGAAGUAAAAGGAUGCAGUGACCCGAUUCACCAGCCAUUAUUCAGAGUUUGUGUGUGAAAACAGCUUUUCCUUUGUUCGCUGCCUCGUCUUUUGGCACUUCUAGUUUACUUCUUGUUGUACCGUUAGUAUUAGGCUGCCUCUCGCCUUGAUGUGAACCUUAUUUUGCGCGGUGACCUUACCCUUUCAAAAAACACAUUUCACUUUGAUGGAAUAUUUUCUCCUUACACACAUGAACUGGAUUCUGCAGUUUUGAUUAAAAUUUUUCAAACCUUUUCAAGGAUGUAAAAUUUACAUUCAGAGGGGGGGAAAAAACUAUCAAGGUGACGUACGAAUGCCAAACUCUAAUUUUAAGUGGAGUAAUUAUGUAAAGCUAUUUUGUGUUGCACUUUCCUGGGACCAUGUUUUUGUUAUAUUGGUUGGAUUUGUAGUUGGUUUAGUGUAUGUUGUGUGCAAAGAGAACAUAUCUUGUAGUCGUAAGAAAGAUGGUUACUGAAGGAGUUAAUCAAUUAUAUGAAUGUUUAAAAACGUUGAAGUGUAUCAUGAUUUUUAGCUGCACAUUGUAGACCAAGCCUUAUCUGAAUCACUUGCUAUCUGAAUGACUUACACACAUGAUCAACGAACAUUAUGGCAUUGUUUUGUUCUAUCAGUGCAGUAUUUUUUUUUUCUUUCACUGUAAAAUGAAUAGAAAUGUGUUUUUUAUUUUGAUUGCGUGUCAUUCGGUCCUGCAGUUGGUGUCACAGACAUCAAAAUGAACUUUUUUUCAACACUGCAGAGGAAAUCUGAUAAACGAUAGAUGGGUAUGGACUGUAAAAAGAAAUCCAUCAAACUUCCCCGUUCUUUUCACACAAGUGCAGCCUGUUGACCUUCCUCUAGGUAAUGUCCUGACUGACUAACAUCUCUUUGUUAACAUUAUAAGUUGAUGUGUGGCACAGGUGUCAGAGAUGAAGCUCAGAGUCAGAGGACACUGCAAAGGAUUAGCUAGUUUCAGAGUAAAAACAAAAAGCAUCUUCAUUCAUUCAGUGGUUCGUGUUACUUUCUUAGUUGAGCAGAGCUGCUGCAGCAUCUUGUUCCCCUGGGCUUCUCUUGGGCUCUCAAACAGGAGAGAAAUGUCAUUCAUUCACUCUGCAUUUCCAUACUAAAGAGAGAAUCGGCUGUAUGAUAUGACUCAGACAUUAUAAAUUACCAUUGUUCUCAUCAGCACUAGCAUAAAUUGUGCCGUUUUAAAGAAAUGUUCAAAACUAACUUAAAAAGAGAUACAUCCCCUCCCCAGCUCUUGAGGUACUGGUGUGAACAUGCUGAAGCCGGUACCAGAUGUUUCCUCUCCGAUCCCAUGUGUACAUUUGGAAAAACUGGACUGUUUGUAGUUUCUGGUAGCUGUGCUUAGUGAAUGUGUUCACUGUUAAGAAACUUGGAAUAAAUUGUCAAAUCUGUAAAAGUAAAAUAAAAGAAUUCCGCACUG
Messenger RNA from Maylandia zebra (zebra mbuna), 9501 nucleotides. Lineage: Eukaryota; Metazoa; Chordata; Actinopteri; Cichliformes; Cichlidae. The record is from RefSeq and is a predicted model, not a curated record.